Drosophila guanche is the source of this 1369-nucleotide messenger RNA. RefSeq names its product retinoid-inducible serine carboxypeptidase. Gene Ontology annotation, biological process: proteolysis. The transcript is spliced from 2 exons. The record is from RefSeq and is a predicted model, not a curated record. Bases 39 to 1319 code for a protein of 426 amino acids. Lineage: Eukaryota; Metazoa; Arthropoda; Insecta; Diptera; Drosophilidae. Gene Ontology annotation, molecular function: serine-type carboxypeptidase activity.
AUCAUUCUGUGUGCGAUCGGACCGCUGGAUAAUCGAUAAUGGUGUGGGGCUCCUCUCUGUUCCUGUGCAUCCUGGCGCUGGCCAGUGUGGGAGAUGUGGUGAGGGCUCGCAAGGGAUUCGGGCCAGGCGAUCAGGACUGGGGCUAUGUGGACGUGCGGGAGGGAGCGCACAUGUUCUACUGGCUCUACUACACCACGGCCAAUGUCAGCCACUACACGGAACGUCCGCUUGUCCUGUGGCUGCAGGGUGGACCGGGUGGAGCUUCUUCGGCGCAGGGCAACUUCAUGGAGCUGGGACCCGUGGACAUGCACGGAGAGCCACGCGAAGGCAACUGGGUGCAGCAUGUGAAUCUGCUGUUCGUCGACAGUCCCGUGGGUUCGGGCUACAGCUAUGUGGACAACACAAGUCUGCUGGUGGCGAACAACGAGGAGCUCACCGAUGACCUAAUGACCUUCAUGCUGUACUUCUACAAGGCCCACAAGGAGUUCAAGAGCGUGCCGCUGCACAUCUUCACGGAGAGCUAUGGCGGCAAGAUGGCACCAGCGUUGGCCCUGAAGAUGGACCUGGCCAUGAGGAGCGGCCAGCUGGCAGAGCCCAACACCCUGAAGUCGGUGAGCAUGGGAAGUCCGUGGAUAUCCACGCGUCACAUCAGUCGCGAACACUCCAAGUAUAUGCUGGUGAACGGGCUGAUCGAUGAGGACGGGGCCAAUCUGAUUGACGCGCAGGAGGAGAAGAUCCUACUCGCCCUGAAGCUGCACCUGUUCGAAACGGCAACGGAUGAGUAUCUGGAGUGGUUCGACCUCAUGCAGAACCUCACUGGUGAGGUCUACCUGUACAACACACAGACCCAUGUUGAUCCGGAGGAGGAUCGCACCUAUGGCUACGGGGCUGACCUCAACCGCUUCAUGCAGGAGAACAUCAGCGAUGCUCUGCAGAUCAACGGCAGCAUCUACAAGGCCCAGGUCAUCGAUGUUUUAGUCACACUGCACGGCGAUCGCCUCAAAUCGGAGAUAAAUGCGAUUCCUCGUUUGCUGAAUGAAACUUCGAUCAAGAUCAACAUCUUCUCGGGUCAGCUGGAUUUGCUGGUACCCACCACAGCCACCCUGGCCGUGAUCAAAGACUGGGCCUGGCGUGACAAGGAGGAGUACCUCCAGGCACGGCGCACUCCCUUUUCCGUCGGCGACAGACUGCAGGGCUACGAGAAGAUCGGCGGUCGGUUCGGCAUGUACUGGAUCAAUCGCUCCGGGCACCAAGCGCUCGCUGACAAUCCCACAGCCAUGCAGUAUGUCCUGAAAGCUGUGACACAGUACAGCGAAUAAAUAACGAGUCGUAGUCCGGGGUAAACUUAAUAAAUGUAUAUACAUCUGCA